AUGAGGGCUUCACCACUUACUCCUUUUUGGUCCAUUGCUUUUCUGUCUUCGCUGGCGCCGAGCCAUGCAUCAACUCUUGAGAGACGCGACCUCGUGCCACCAACCGACGCCGAUCUUGGUAAUGGCUGGGUGUACCAAGGUUGCUAUGUUGAGGGUACCACGGGACGCGCUUUGCUGCAAGGCGCUGGCUCGGUUCCGGGAGACCAAAUGACGGUGGCUAAAUGCACAGCAGCUUGCGCAGCAGCAGAUGCAACGAAUACUCUUGCAGGCGUUGAAUAUGGCGGCGAAUGCUACUGCGGCAAGAGGAUUUCCAAUGGCGCGCAGCCCGCGUCGGCCAGUAAGUGCAGCAUGGUCUGCAAUGGCAACAGCACCGAGUAUUGCGGCGGCCCGGGUGCUAUGAACAUUUACAACCUGGGCGGCACAUUGCCCACGAGACAUGGCCCCAACAGCACGUCGGGAGGUGCCGAUCCAACCACAACACCCACAGGAACGCCAUCGGCGUGUCCAGCCCAGCCGACCACCGUCGACGUAUGGUUCUCUUUUGGCUGCUAUACCGAGGCCACAGACGGGCGAGCCCUCAGCGACAAGACUUAUGCCGACGACGCCAUGACCCUGGCCACUUGCGCCAAAUUCUGCGCAGGUUACACGUAUUUCGGCGUCGAGUAUUCGCGCGAAUGCUACUGCGGGAACAAGUUGAAUACGGGUUCCAAAAAGGCGGCUGCGGCUGACUGCAGCAUGGUCUGCUCGGGCUCCAGCUGCGACCUUUGUGGGGGCGGUGACCGUCUCUCCGUCUACACCCUCGGGGGCGGUGGUGUCGAUCCCGGCGCCUCAUCCUCAUUUUCUGAUGCUUCCGCAACUUCGACAGGGGCACCUGCUGCCACGGGCCUGCCAACCGGCUGGUCUGCCUAUGGCUGCUGGGUUGACGGCGUGAACGGCCGUAUUCUUAACAAGCAGCUCCCCGAUGACCCCAACUUGACUCUCGAGUCUUGUGCAAAGGCAUGCAGCGACCAAGGUUUUACCAUUGCCGGUGCCGAGUAUUCACGACAGUGCUUCUGCGGCAACUCCAUCGUCAACGGCGGCGUGAAAGCCAAGUCUGAUGCCGAGUGCAAUACUGCUUGCGGCGGCAAUUCCAACGAAUUUUGCGGUGGCGGCGGCAGAAUGAGCAUCAUGUCCAUGGGCGAGCCCCAAGUCGUUGCACCUCCGGGCGUUAUUCCUACCGUUGGCCAGUGGGAGUAUCAAGGAUGCUACCAGGACAAUGUCAACCAGCAGAGGACCUUCUUCUGGCAAAACUUUAUGAACACCGACAUGACUCCCAAGAAGUGUCUUGACCUCUGCGGCUCCUUUGGCUACAUGGCUGCCGGCCUUGAGUACGGUAAAGAAUGCUAUUGCGGUGACCCAGCCAAUAUUGCCGUUCAAGGUUCCCAAAAGGUUGAUGACAAGCAGUGCAAUAUCCCAUGUGCUGGAAACGCGUCUGCGUACUGCGGUGGUGGCAGUCUGUUGACCACGUACUUCUGGAGGGGAGACCCAUUCUACUCGUGGAACUUCCCUGCUGCCGGUUCGCCUGAUGCUGGUUCUUACGAAUUUCUCAUUGGCGGCGUUUGUGUCCCUCUCAUCACUUCCCAGGCCAUCACGGGCAAAGUCACCUUCCUUGAGAAAUGGGGAACUGGACCGCCAAACUCAACUGGUGCUUACGAACUGGAUCUUUCCCAAAUUGACAAUUUCAAGGCUGCCUGGAGAGAAAUGCAUGUCAAGACUGACAUUUUCUGCGCUGGUGGCUUGACGCUUCCUGACAAGGCUGGCCGACAGCUUAACGUUGGCGGCUGGUCUGGAGAUUCAACGUAUGGCGUUCGCCUGUACACUCCCGACGGCUCUCCUGGUGUGCCCGGCAAGAAUGACUGGGAGGAAAAUGCCGCCGUGCUCAAGCUGCAACAAGGCCGUUGGUAUCCUACUGCUAUGAUCAUGGCCAACGGCUCUAUUCUUGUCAUUGGUGGUGAAGUUGGCUCCAACAGUGCUCCUGUGCCAACACUGGAGAUUCUCCCAUACACCGGCACCAAGCCUCUCUACAUGGAAUGGCUUGAGAGAACGGAUCCCAAUAACUUGUAUCCCUACGCCUGCGUUCUACCGUCGGGAGGUAUUUUUGUCGCCUACUACAAUGAAGCCAGAAUUCUGGACGAGAACAACUUCAACACCAUCAAGACGCUUCCCAACAUUCCUGGCGCCGUCAACGACCCCAUGGGCGGCCGUACCUAUCCUCUUGAAGGCACUGCGGUUCUUCUCCCUCAACAUGCCCCUUAUACCGAUCCUCUCGGGAUCCUCAUCUGCGGCGGUUCUACCAAUGGCGCUGCCAAUGCUUUGGACAACUGUGUGAGCACCUACCCUGACUCUGCCAACCCCAAGUGGGAACUCGAGCGCAUGCCCUCUCAGCGUGUCAUGACGUGCAUGGCCCCUCUCCCCGACGGCACAUAUAUGAUUAUGAACGGCGCCCACCACGGUGUUGCUGGCUUCGGUUUGGCCAAGGAUCCCAACCUGAACGCUCUGCUCUACGACCCCACCAAGCCCCUUGGCUCUCGUAUUACCGUCAUGGCUAAUACCACUGUGGCCCGUCUCUAUCACUCCGAGGCCAUCACUUUGCUCGAUGGCCGCGUCCUUGUCUCUGGUUCAGAUCCUCAGGACGGCGUCAACCCGGAGGAGUAUCGUGUUGAGACCUUUAGCCCCCCUUAUUUGAAGAGAGGCAAGCCUCGUCCGACCUUUACUCUUAACAACAAGGACUGGUCCUAUGGUCAGCAGGUCACCUUCUCGCUGGGCUCUGCAGCUCAAAACGGCGAUAUUAAAGUGUCUCUGUUGGGGUCCGUAUCCAGCACUCACGGCAACUCUAUGGGUGCUCGUACCCUCUUCCCUGCCGUCUCCUGCAGCGGAACCUCUUGCACGGUUACUUCUCCUCCCAGCAAGUACAUUGCCCCUCCAGGCUGGUACCAGUUCUUCGUCUUGGACGGUGGUAUUCCCGCUGUUGGUGUCUAUGUCCGCAUUGGUGGUGACCCCGCUGGUCUAGGCAACUGGCCCAAAGGCACUGGAUUUAACCCUCCCGGCGUUUAG
This is a messenger RNA of Metarhizium acridum CQMa 102, 3093 nucleotides long. Lineage: Eukaryota; Fungi; Ascomycota; Sordariomycetes; Hypocreales; Clavicipitaceae. The record is from RefSeq and is a predicted model, not a curated record.